GUUGUCUGCCAGCUAUAUCGAUCAAGGUUUUCCCAUAACGUACACGAUGAGUGUUUCCAUCGAUGUGAUGCUUCAUUUUGUUGUCCGACUCAGGCAUGGCUGCUAUCUAUAAGCACUGGAUUCAGCCUGCAUUCCUCGUCCGCGACGUACCCGAAGGGUCGUCUCUUCCGCUUGAAACCUGCCCUAAUCUUCUACGGGGUUUGACGAUGCAAAACUUUAGCCCAAACUCGCGAAAGCGAUACAAGGAUCUGUAUCAGUAUGCGCGGAAACACCGUCGGAGAGAAUCAGCCCUAUAUCCGUUGCUCGACCGAAUUUUUCACCAGCUUUGCGAGCAAACUCCCGCUCGGGCUGAUGGAUACCUCGUUAGCUGUCAUCCUCAGAGUACCGUCGCUGCUAAGGCUACGGAUGAUGUGGGCAUGAAUGAAGAACGCCGCGUUAUCCCAGACUUCCUCCUUGUCCUUACUAAAGCUGAUGAAGAUGAGGAUAAAGGCGAUGAUGAGGGCGAGGAUGAAGGCGAAGAGGAAGGCGAAGAGGAAGAGGAAGAUGAAGAUGAGAAACCUAUCAACAUCCGCGAACAAGUCGGCUUUUUGGUGGAAGUAAAAAGGCUCUGGAAUCAGCAAAAUCCCAAAAAGUCGGGCUGGGACGAGACGAUCUCGAAGAAGGCAUCGGAUGAAGCUCUCGACGCAAUGCCACAGCUCAAGGCUCAAGCCUGGCGUAUCCAUCGACAGGAUCCCACCAUAGGCGUCCUCCACGCUUUUCUCAUUGUCGGCCCAUUUUUCAGUUUACUGGAAUACGAGCUUGUGGGCUGUCCUACCGAAGACGAUCUCAAAGCACCCGCAGUAAUCGCUUGGAACUUGCCAAUGCUCACUGACAAGUACAAGUCCUUCGAUAGACCCUUCGUUGAAGCUAUUAACAUAGUGAUGGGUCAUCUAGACCUUGAGAUAACGGACCCGGCGUUCGACUUGAUAAAUUUUCCCAAAGUAUCUUCUGCGAAGCGUGCAUUAGAAGAGAGUGUCAAUACAGACAUUAAACUCGAAGUCGACAAGAAGCACAAAGAUACCCUGCAUCUCAAAGAAGAAACCGACGAUGUCAUGGCGGAAUCUCCUACAUCCGACAAGCCUAAUCCCAAGUCUAAGGAAAGUUCGGCGUACAGAUCUGGUCGCUCGACUCAAAAUCUUCCCGGUUUGGCCAUGACGACUCGAUCCAAAUCUCGUUCCAGUCAAGCACACUCGUCACAAGCAGACGCUCCGGAAGCUGAUAGCUCCGGCCUCUCGGAGAUGGACGUCGAGCAGCCUGACAGCGCUGACGGCCCAGCCGGUGACUCGAUGGACUCGGAGGACGCCCCGGAUCAGUCCAUUUCCUCAGCAAAGGGCCGCCGACAACAGCCUAGUAGGAAGAGCUCCACGAGGCACGGAACAAGUCCCCCUCCGCGGCGGUCUCGUCAGCACUCCCAGGACGCUUCUAAUGCCGCGGGAAGCACGGGUAGCAAACGUGCUCGAGGUAACUCUGAAGUCGAAGACCACACGUCCAAGCGCAGAAGUGAAGGUCGGCGGGGACGUGGCGGACGUUGAUUGUGCUGGUUCUGGAAUUAGUAAAGCAACUGCGUACUUUGACCACAUUUGAGCUGAUCAUGUUUCUUGAAAUAUUUGGUUAUGUGGAGUGGAUGCUUGUGAAAUGAAAAGCGACUCCAACUCAC
Molecule: messenger RNA, 1696 nt
Organism: Coniophora puteana RWD-64-598 SS2
Lineage: Eukaryota; Fungi; Basidiomycota; Agaricomycetes; Boletales; Coniophoraceae
Exons: 3
Coding region: 96-1571 (491 amino acids)
Source: RefSeq, a predicted model, not a curated record